Messenger RNA from Lasiosphaeria miniovina, 618 nucleotides. RefSeq lists its product as uncharacterized. Lineage: Eukaryota; Fungi; Ascomycota; Sordariomycetes; Sordariales; Lasiosphaeriaceae. The coding region runs from base 1 to 618 and encodes 205 amino acids. The record is from RefSeq and is a predicted model, not a curated record. The transcript is spliced from 3 exons.
AUGCCUAGUUUCGACUCUCCGCCCACGAGUCUGGACAUGCUCUCAGCCCCUCGGCGACGGCCCCCGCGGUCGCCAUCGCAGUCGGCACGUAUCCGCGUGCAGAACCGUCGCGCCGAGUACCUCCUACGCAACCCAGACUAUUUCAACUCGACCGACCACGAGCUUGCCGACCCGCUGCUCUAUGACUUCUUGGUGCGGCGGUUCCAGACGCCCGCCGAGCGAGAGGCCGAGGGCCGCGCCAAGGGCUACGCGCGCGUGCUUGAAGGGUCGCUGCUGCGCGGCGAAGAGCGCCUCGCCAAGCUCGAGGACCUGGAGACGGAGAUGGCGGCGCCGCCGAGGACGCGGGCGGGCGGGCGGCAGCAGUGGGAGGCGUACCUGCGCGACCGCUUCAUCCGCGGCGGCGACGACGACUUCGAGUACGCCCGCAUCGACGGCGACGACGAGUACGACGUGCUAGAGCGCGCCGAGCAGGAGGACGCCUGGUUCGAUGAGGAGGACCCCAGCUGGGCCAGCGACUCGCCCGCUGCUAGUAGCAAUAGCAGCAGCGGUGCUGGCGCCCACGACCGACGGCCGGUCGAGAGGAUUCUGACGGGUGAGACGGGCAUCCAGGACUUUUGA